This is a messenger RNA of Tachysurus fulvidraco (yellow catfish), 6636 nucleotides long. It is a transcript of the gene aspnat, whose product is annotated as N-acetyltransferase 8-like. Lineage: Eukaryota; Metazoa; Chordata; Actinopteri; Siluriformes; Bagridae. The transcript has 3 exons. Gene Ontology annotation, molecular function: L-aspartate N-acetyltransferase activity. Bases 374 to 1213 code for a protein of 279 amino acids. Gene Ontology annotation, cellular component: mitochondrial membrane. The record is from RefSeq and is a predicted model, not a curated record.
ACACACACACGGAAACACACACACGUGUGAAGUUUGUCCCGCAUGCUCUGGCAGACAUAAGAUUUUUUCUUCUGCACACCCACCAGGACAUGGACCCUUCGAGUGUGUUCCUCCUAUAGGCGCCAUGUGGCGGCGGGUUUGCACGCAGUCAGUGGUUGGAUGAGGCCACGCCCACCACGGAACCUCAGCGCGCCGGCACAACUCGGUAUAAAGAGCGCACGAGCUCCACCGGUAUCUCUUCGGCCGUGAGACAGACCAGCGUUUGCUGCUGCAUCACAUUUCUAUGAUUUGUUUCCUUCACAUCUAAAAACAGCGUCAUCCAUCAUCAGUUCUUAAUCCGUUUUUUUACUUCAGUUACCCCGACGCCACUUGCAUGCAUUGUUCGUCUCCAAAAAUGGUUUGCGAGACUAAAAUAGUUGCGGACGACCCCGACGCCAUAGCUGGGAACCAAAAAGAUUCUCUGAUCGUUUCCUCUUCGCAGAUGUGGACGUCGAAUUCCGAUGCGUUUGAGCGCAAAGACGCGAAACGGGAGCAGGUUUUAAUCCGCGACUUUGCAGGCGGCGAUGACGCAGAGGUGCGCCGCAUCUUCACUGAGGGCAUCAUGGAGCGGAUCCCCAACACGGCCUUCCGUGGCCUCAAACACCAACCACACACUCAGAUCAUGUACGCUGUGAUCACAGUAAUGUGCUUUGUUAUGACCAAGUCGCUCAUGCUGAUAUGCUGCACACCUUUCAUUCUAAUGGGAGCACGCUAUUACUAUAGCAGAAAAGUCAUCCUCAACUACUUGGACUGCGCACUCCACACAGAUAUGGCUGAUAUAGAGGCGUACUACAUGAAGCCCACAGGUUCUUGCUUCUGGGUGGCGGUGCUGGACGGUCAGGUGGUGGGCAUUGUUGCGGCACAGGGACGAGAAGAAGACAACACGGUAGAACUGCGACGCAUGUCUGUGGACUCUCGUUUCCGUGGGAAGGGCAUCGCCAAGGCGCUGGGACGACGCGUCCUAGAGUUUGCUAUGCUUAACAACUACUCGGCUGUGGUUCUGGGGACGACAGCCGUCAAGAUGGCCGCCCACAAGCUCUACGAAUCAUUGGGGUUUCAAAAGGUGGGCGAGACUGAGAACUACACUCUGCCCGGAAUGAGCUGCUCAUUGAUGGAAAGGCUCUUCUUCCAGAUCCGCUACAGCCGCUACCGGCUACAGCUCCACGAGGAGUGAGAGUGUGAGAGAAUGAACGAAAGCGUGAGCGAACGAGUGGAUGUAAGAAAGCGUGUGAGAGUAUGAACACCGACCACAAACCUUAAAUCACCUAAACCCAGUCCACCUCUAAAACUUUAUUAUUUUUUUUUUUCUAAAUCACAAAUGUUAUUUUUACCACUAUUUCUAUUAAUAUCGUAAUGUUUUUCUUUUCUUUCUUUCUUUUUUUUUUUUUUUUACAUUUUACGUUAAUCAUUUCUAUCAUAUUUUUACCAGUACUUAUGGAACCGCCCACUUAGUUCAUAUAUGCUAAUAUAUAAAAAAAGUAAGGAUAAAUCCCUCACAUCUUAACAAGAGUAAAAUGCCACACAACACAGACAAUAGGUCGGUCUGUCAGACUCUCUUUAAAAUCUGUUGUAAGGGCUGAUCUGAUCGCUAGCACUGACUUUUCUCAAAGAUUGCAGAAUAAACAGAGGGGUGUACAGGGGAAAGGAGAACGGAUACAGUUACAAUUCUCUUUCCAACGUCACACUUCUCUGUUAAACGUACACAAACGCAGGUACAAGACGGAAAAGCUGGUGACUCUAGCAGUCAAACAAACUAUAUUGACUAAAGCACAGCAAGUUUUUCUAUGUCUUAAGAACAAGAAGAGAACUAAACAGUGAAGUUAGCACCAAGUGAAGGAAAUCCUAGUUAUUCCUGCACACAGUUUAACUGGGAGUGAAGUCAAAAGUGGAGAUUUUACUGUAAGGGAGGAAUCCUACUAUACAUAUACAGUAUAUAUAGUAACUGAUGUUUUGCCUCUAACUCUUCUUUUUUUUGUUUGUUUGUUUUUUUAAUCACAGGUCAGUCUCUCAAUCUUUCCUUUUGUUUUGCUGGAACGGAUCAGAUAUUGCACAGAUUGUAUUGCUGUAUAAGAUCUAUAUUGUAUUAUGUCUAAAUAUGACAUGUCUUAAUGUGAUAUAAUACCUACUUAUUUAAACUGGAAUUAAUUGGACCUAGAUGAACAAGGUAUUCAUUUGCAGUCAGUGAAAUGUGAUUUGACGUUAACACACACAACUACAAAAAAAGGUACCUUCAUUCCAAAUUGAGCAUCUCUAUUGAAAUAUCGGCAAGUUUAAACAAAGCAAAUCGAUACGAUCGCAGUAUUAUUAACUGUAAUAUGCGGCUGUUAUCGGUGCGUUUGGUGAAGCUUGGCUGGUCAAACAUAAAUCUGAGCACAAAUUUGGAUUUGACAAGAUGACUGCAUAAAUAUAUACGAUAUAUAUAUAUUUAAGCCUUUAUGUUUUACAUAUAUUUGGAAUAUGUAAAUGUGAAACAUUUGAAUACAUAUCUAUGACAGAUAUAACUGAAAAUCUCUCACCAUAUCAAUUCUCCUAUGAAAGUACCAGCAGUGGGAGAGAUACAAGCCACAACGAGCCUCAUUUGUGAAAUAUUCUUGUAAAAAGAUAAAAAAAAAAAACAACUUUAAAAAAAAACAAAAAACAAACCUAAAUGUGAUUUAAACUAAGUAACGUAGUGCGAAAAAAACAAACAAACAAACAAACCCUUGAUCCUUGCCAAUUUUCCUUGACUUGACUUUUACCCAUCCAUGAAACUGACUGCAGCCCUGGGCCAGACCCAACACCCUAACCCCACUCAUCUGUUCCCACCCCAUCUCUGCAUGCGCCACUGAGCCUUGUUGCGCUGCUUCUAUCUCCAUUCGAGCUUGUACGACUCCUAAAACCCCCUCUGUGAUGUUAUAGUAGCAGCAUGAAAGAUGGCGGUUUGAAAAGGAAAACAUUAAGCGUACGUAUGACGUAAGAGACGCACUUACCGACUCUCUGCUUCGAUGACAUCACAGCUGCCAAAAGUAGAAUGCAAAAGCAAUGCAAAUAUGUGGCAUGCCUCUGUACCUGGUUCGUACGUACGGUGCCUGCCCUGGAAAUGAUGUAACUCUGUUUAAAAAUAUGUAGAACAAGCUUCUUUUUUAGCUGAACAUAUAACGAUGUGUGUCUUUGUUAAAAGAAACUACUGUUUUGCAUGAAACAUGACUGAAUGGAGAAUGUUCAAGAAAACACGAUCUAUCGAUUUGAUGUCUUAACAGUGGACUUCUAUUUUUAUUUAUUUAUAUAUUUUGAUUUGUUAAUAUUUGUUUAAUGUAAACAUUUUAAAAAUUUGUUUCAACCUUUUACUACAGGGGUGACGGAUAUCCGGUUUACUGUAAGAAGCCCAAAAAAACACCCAGCUAAAUGCAGCAUUACAUAUUGUAUUACAAGACAUUAAAAGAGCUUCUCACUGUAAACACCAGGACAACUCACUCGAUGAAAUCAGGCGAGCUCAAACCUAGAAAUCACCGAUCGAUGCAAACGGAACGGCAGAGCAGUCUGACUCGUUCGAAUGAAACCGUUUAAAAGUCACUCGUUAAAACAGGGCAGUAUACAUACCAGACGCAUUAAACAAUCGAGCCUUAAUGCCAUGAUGAAAGGUUUUAACUCGCACAAGCUUGGGAAAAAAACGAAAGAAGAAUUAGACUAGUGUGAAAUACACAGAUAGAACUGUUGUUUAAAAAACAACUUUCGAAAAAUUCACAUAAAGGAGCUACAUGUGAAAUGAACCAGAGUAAUGAACACAUCUACAGGCGUUGAAACGAAGCUUAACAAACGAGGGAAUACGUGCAAAAAUAUGUUUGUUCAGUGUCACCUAAUGUGACCUUAAUGCAAGUCUGGUGAUUGAACUACUGGGGAAAAAAAGUAUUUAGAAACCCAGCUAAUAAACAUGAUACGAAUCUUGCGUGUAGCUCCUUUACUAGAAUUGAACCUUAUUCCCAUAAUCACCUACACACAGACAAACGUAGAUGUUGAUCCAAGUGCAUAUUUGCAGCACACGUGUCACUUUGUCUGUGAAUGAACUGUUUUAUUUUGUUCAGCGUGUCUCAUAAGGCGAUGUUGGCAGAUGCGGAUGACUGAAUGUAAAAGGCAAGCUGUAAUGUAUAAACUAAUAGACAGAUCCAGAAUAUAUGACACGGAACGCUGCUUUCCCGACGGGUCUAAUCAGUCGGCCGUAUAAUGAUGAUGGCACGAGUUCAAACUAUGAGAAAUUCCAACCACAUACUGUAACUAAUGACUGCUUCAUGUAUAACAUGGUGAAAAGUCCUUAAAGGUGUUACUGAGCUUUGCACGAGCAAGGAAAGUCUUGCACAUGCAAAAGGAUCGAGUCAUUCUGCUUGAUGUGUUUUUGGAUGAGAAUGUACGCAUGCUGCUAAGAUUCCAGGAUUAUGACACAAUGACAGCUGUAACAGUUAAAAGGUUGAGAGGAUGGAUGGAUGGAUGGACGGACGGACGUAUGAAAGCUCUCAGAUGUGGAAAGCUUUUGAAAAGAAUGCUUGGGGAAUUCCUAGAGUUCAUAAUCUGUUAUAAUAAGAAUCGCAGACGUCUGUUUCGAAAUGGCUCAAAAAGGAAUUCAGACUAAUUGAAUCAGUGAAACUUUUACGAGCAAACUUUUUUACCCCACACACCGAACACCCCCCCCCCCCUUUUUUUCAGCAUUCAAGCGUGUCUUUUGUACAUAAAUAUCCAAUGUCUGGAAAAUGACUGAUAAUGCAAAGCAUCCAGAAGACCUGUGACCUGCAUGAGAAGAUGGCUGCUACAGGAAUGUUCCAUUUUUUAAAGGACAGGGGGGAUUUACAGUGGAAGAAAGCUUUGCGUGCUCUACUUGAGGGAAUUUUUGGUACAAGCUACGGCUGGAUCCCCUUCCUACCUCCCCUAUUUACUCUUCUGGUUAAAAGCACUCUCUUGAUUGUGGCUGGAGGUGCCAAGAAUGCAGAAGCACUUGUAACAAAUUGUAUUUUUAUUUUUCUGAAUUUUAUUAUUUGAGAUUAUAUUUACUGAUUUUGUUUUUUUAUUGGUUUUUUUUUUUUGCUAAUAGCAAGUAUGUAUCAUAUGCAAAUGUAAGAUAAAUCAAAAAUGUAUUCAUGUUAAACUUUUAAUUUUUUUUCAUAAGGCUGAAUUUGCCAAAGGUGGUUUUUGCUGCAUUGUAUUUUGUUUUUCUGUGUUCUUAACACUUGGAAAUCAUUUGGAGGUCAAGCCCUUUGUGCCAUCUAACCGAGCAAUAAAAUGCACAUGUAGAAAGUAAAAAGUAAGGAAUUCAAAAGUCUAAAUGCUGCAUUCGUUUUCUACCUAAAUGCUGUAUUGAUGGUGAGCAUUACCACUGGCAGAUCUAAAGAUUCUGGGGCAUGACUCUAAACGGAUUUAUUCUUUUUUUUCUUGUGAUGAAUGUUCUUUUUUUUUUUCUUUCCUAAAUGUGAAGAUGAACGAUGACGAACUAGUGCUUAUAAUGUGUUUGACAGCCCAUGGAAAGCUGUGACCACUCAAGCCCACUGUACAGAGUGAUGCUACACCCCCUCUGAAAGCUGUUCCGGUUCUAAUCUCUGUUUGGCCAGCAUCAAAAAUCACAAAGCCUCUUUCAGCACUGGAAACUACAGAGAAGUGAACUUUUCAAGAUCUUCGAUGUUGAACAUGUAAACCAAACGAUGCACAGUUUAACACUGGAGAAGAAGGAGUCUUUCUCAAGAAUGAGGAAUAUAUGGCUUUUGUUUUCUUUUUAAAAGCAUUUUUGUUAAGUGUAAAGCUGUAAAGUGUAAUUUACUGUAAAUAGGGACAUUUUUGUGAUCCUUUUAUAACAGAAAUGAUAUCUUUGGAUGUUUACAAAAACCAUUGACCUGCAAACUGAGACACAAUUGUAUUCCACAACAAAUAGCACACGCUGAAGUGAGAACAGCUUUCAGAGUGAUGGACAUCUCCUCAGUACUGAACAUAUUCAGGCCUUUGAUGUUUGCUCGAGCAAACUGAAGAGAAAAAAUUCUAGUAUUGUAUGAGAUAUUCCCUCACUGUUAGUCUGAUGCAAAGUCCUUUGUUAUAGCUGUAUCGGUUGGCAGGGAAUGCUAGAAAAUCCUCUUUACAUGUAUGCGCUGGUAACCUGUGGAUUUCUUUCUUCUUGGUCCAGUUCUUGGCUGACUGUCGCUAUGGAAACAGGCUCACUUAAAGCACAGCAGAUAAAAUUAUAUGCAACCACUCAAGGGAACCGAUUACCUGGAGCAUGGGGUCGGGGUUGUGUACUUGGUAUGUGGGUUAAAUAUGCCAAUAAACAGGCCAAGUAAGGGAUAAAAAUGGAGAGGGGUAGAAUAGAUGCCCUUAGGGUAUGACCGGCAAAGGCCUUGCUAAAAAAAAACGUGUGUGUGGCUGCAGUGAUCACUUGGAUCCUACAGGGUCUGUCAUUAUAAAGAUGCCUCAGUUUCAUUAGACGUUCUUUAUUUUUUGAUGUGUUCUUUGUUUUUUCAACUGCUGUAACCUUUUUUUUUUUCCUGACUUAAGUAAUAGGAAGAUUGUAAAGAUGUAAAGAAAGGAAAUCUUGCAUUACAAAAGAAAUGGCUGUACAUAUUGUAUUAAUUAAAACAAUCAAGCUUG